AUGGCCGAGGCACACAGCAGCAUCCCACACCACCACGGGCAAGACAAUCGUGUGAACUCAACAACUUCUCAAACACGAGCAUUCGUCGAAUCUCUCUUCACGGCCGUGGCGCUCGACAACUUCGGAGCCUCGUUCGCCGCCGCACUCUCGGACAAUCUGGUCUGGACAGUGACGGGAAGCAGUCCGAUCGCGGGCCGCUACGAGGGGAAACAGGUCUACAUGGACAGAGUGCUCACGCCGCUGCGGGACGUGCUGGAGACCCUCCCCGUGCCGAUUGUCGAGCAUUUGGUCGUCGAUGGAGAUUGGGCCGUGGUCCAUUGGCGCAGCGAGGGCGUCAGGGGGAAAAAUGGUGCGGAUUAUGAUAUGCAGUAUGCGUGGUUGAUGAGGGUUGCGAGGGAGCAGGCGGACACGGGUGGUGCCGGUGGUGGUGAUCUCAAAAUCGUCCAAGUCAUCGGUUUCUAUGAUGGGCAAAAGGUGGCUGCUGUGUUUGAGGGUUAUCGGUUUAACAAGUAG
Exophiala dermatitidis NIH/UT8656 is the source of this 513-nucleotide messenger RNA. RefSeq lists its product as uncharacterized. The record is from RefSeq and is a predicted model, not a curated record. Bases 1 to 513 code for a protein of 170 amino acids. The transcript has a single exon. NCBI's taxonomy places the organism in Eukaryota, Fungi, Ascomycota, Eurotiomycetes, Chaetothyriales, Herpotrichiellaceae.